CGCGCUCGCCGACCGCUAUUCUUCUGCUUCUGUAUAAAUUGUUCAUUUUUUCUCUCUUUCAUCAUUUGAUUCUUGUUGGAAGGUCCAGAUUUUAAUAUUACAUUUGCCAGUGUAAGUUUCAUAAAUCUGCAGUCAUUCAAUUUGAUCAUCCGUAAUUCAAUUCAAGUGUUCUUAAUUAGGACUUUAAACACUGAAGAUACGCUCGGAAUUCUGCGUGCAAGCGACAACUUCUUCUCCAAGGUAUCAGAAUUCAAGCCUCUCCUUGACUUCAUGAGGCCAUUUGUAUUUUGAAUUUUCCUUUAAUUAUGUGUUUAAUCUCUGAAUUCCGGUGUCCAAACGCGGUUUUCUUCGGGGUGAAUUACGGAGACGAGAAUUAGAUGGUUUUUCCUCCCCUUCUAUUGAGCAGUGUUUCUGCCAAAUAAUCUCUGGGAGAAUGUCUAUGAUUGGUUUCUUUCUGUUUAAAUAUGUGGGUUUUGUGUGUUGUAGCUGUAGUAAAGGGGUUUGAAAAAAUUGAGUCGUCAUAUAUGGUAUUGAGGUCAGGCAGAAAUGGAAAUGAAGUAUGAGGGAAAAUAGUAAUCAGAAGUAUGAUAAAAGAUAAAACUAUGUUGGAACAAAGAAAAGUUUGGAAAUGGGAUUUGUUCUUGGGAUGGUGGUAGUAAUCUUUCGCUUAGUUUCAAUGUUUGAUUUAUAUGAAAGGACUAACAUAGUGCCUACCUGAUGCAAACUUUUACCCAAUGAUAGUAAAUAUGUUCAUGUCGCCACCCCUCUCCCUCCCUGUAUUUACCCAAUGAUGUUGCUGUGCAACGCAAAGCAACUCUUUUGAAUACAGUGAUUCAUGGAAGAACACCAAUCCACCAUCUCAUUUGCUGCGGCACCGUUGUUUGUUUCUUUUAUCUUUUUGUAGUUGUGGAUGGUAUUUGCGAAACGCAUUUUGAACUUAAUAAUCCUUAAUACAGUUGUAUAUUGUGUUUUAAAACUGACGAUGAGCUUUGGAGCUAGAUUGUUUUCUUGAAUGGAAAGCAUAUAUUUUUCUGCAUGCCCCUUGUUAUUCCCCUUUUUGGUUAUUCUGAAGAAAAUUUGUCAUCUUUAUCAGUUUUAGCUUUUUGUUUGAAGUUUUAAGAUUUGGCAGUAUCUUCUUCUUAAGGGCGGUCUCUUUUCGUGAGCAGACAUUAGACGAUGCAGCAUUUAGAAGAGCAGUUAUCUGUCACAUGGAGGGGCAGAACAUUCAUUCUUGAGAUGGACCCAUCUGCUAAGCUCAAAGACUUGGGGGACAGAUUGCAAGAACUGACCAAUGUUAAGAGUGAUACAAUGCGGCUAAUUGUUCCUGCCAAAAAAGGCUCAAAAUUACUAUACCCCUUUUCAGAUGAGCACUCUAAUCUCUCCUUGGAAGCGGCAUCCACCAUUGAGGGAAAAUCAAUUAGGAUGAUGGGAGUGCCUGAAAAUGAGUUGGAUGAGGUCCUUCAAAGUGCAAAGACAGAUCUUCGAAUAGCUGGGUUUGAUGAAGAGGAAAAGAGAUUGAGGCAGAGGGCUAAGUAUGAUCAGAAUUCCUUUACAAGACUUCCUCAAGGAAAUUACAUAUUUUCUGAGUUUCGGACUCUCAGUUUACCUGGAAUUGAGUUGAACCCUCCUCCUUCUGAAGCUUUAAAGUUGAUGCAUAGGCUUGCCGCUGAUCCUGGAAUUGUAGCCAUAAUGAACAAGCAUCGGUGGCGAGUGGGAAUUAUGACAGAGAUGGCUCCAGUUGGUUAUGUUGGUGUCAGUCCUAAAUGCAUACUUGGUUUCAAUAAGAAUCAUGGAGAGGAAAUUUCAUUGCGUCUUCGAACUGAUGACCUCAAGGGUUUCAGGAAAUAUGAAAGCAUUAAAAUGACUCUUUGUCAUGAACUUGCACACAUGGUGUACUCAGAACAUGAUGCAAACUUCUAUGCGUUGGACAAACAGCUAAAUAAAGAAGCUGCUGUUUUGGAUUGGACCAAGUCAAAAGGCCACACCCUGAGUGAAGUCCGGCACACACCUGCAUUUCAUGAUGAAUAUGAGGAUGACAAACCAGUUACUUUAUCACGGAAACUUGGGGGCCAGGAGUCAGGGUUUUCUACCGUCCGUGCAUCUUCUGUGGCUGCUGCUUACCGACGAUUUGCAGAAACAUCUGAAAGUGUCGGGAGUUCUCCCAGAGUCAUGGAAGGUCCAGAUGGGCGGUGUGCCCCCUCUGGCUUGAAAAGUGAGGAGGUUGAUGUAACUGGUGUAGGCCAUUCAUUGAAAUCCAUUCAAGUGAAUAAGGAGCUGGAGAAUGAGGUUGAGAACCCUCUGGAUCAUUCUCAUUCAGAGAUCUUGAGAACUAUGGAAAAUGAACUACAAUCUUCUGACACUCUUAUAGUUCCAUCAAAGGACACUGGAACCAUGGAGAUCGAUGGAAACUUAAACCAGCCCAAUGUCAUCUCUGUAGAACCUGAGCCUGUUGAUUCUUUAGCUGGAAACGAGUAUACAGUGGACAUGCCUUAUAGCGAACCUGAUCCAGAUGAUUCUCAAGGUGGUGCAGUUGAACCUAAACCUGAUGAUAAUGCAAUGAUGGUUGAUGGUGGUGUGGCAAUGGAUCUGUCUGAUGAGCCUGAUCCAGAUGAUCUGGAGCUGCACAGAAUCCAAGACCCUGUAUCAGCUCUUUACAGUCGUUUGCAGAAGGCAAUAGAUAUGCUGAGAUCUGAAGUGGAUCUCUUGCAUGUUGCUACUGUGCAGCAAAACCUAUUGAAGAUAAUUCGGAAUGUCAUUGAACACCCUGGUGACAUGAAGUUCAAGAAAAUCCGGAAGGUAGCACAGUUAGUUUGUGCAUAAAAAGAGUUCUUAUUCAUGUGAAAUUUAUCAUGCAUAGAGGGUUCUAUUUUUCCUAAUGAUGAUUUGCUUGCAGGCUAAUGCUACAGUUCAGAGGAAUAUACUCCGUUAUGAAGGUAUGGACAACUCUACUUGUGCUGUUGUCUGCAUGUUGAGAUAGAAACUGAUACCAUGUAAUCCUUGGAAUUAAUCGUUGAGUGGCGUGAAUAACCACAAACUUUUGUUUUUUCCCCCUGGUAAGCGUAUGGAUUUUGGUUUUUUGUGAUCAGGGACUGUGUUGUUUGAUGGAAUUUGUAACGUGCAUAUACUGAAGUAACUGUAGAUUUGUGUUCUAUCUUGGGUGCUUCGAAUAUAUUGUCUUAAAAAGAGUAUUAAACCGAAGCAUUAGAUUGCUGUAUAUUAAGUUAGUUGAGAUCCUGAUUCUUUAGAUUGCAUGUAAAAUUUGAGGAAGAAACAAUAUGGAAUUGGUCACUGGAUUUUUGAAAAAUUGAUGUCAUUUUGAUGCCCGUAUUUUAUUGGGCGGAAGCCCGUUUCCGUUGCCCGCGUCAGGGUUCAACAGCACUAGUAAAGGGUAACAAGCUAUUUUAGGAUUAAUGUAAUUGGUUGUGUUACGGUCCUACAACCAAAUUUGGCUGACAUCCAUUUGCAUGUUCGAGUAAUCUGGGCUGUGCAGACAUAAUAUGUAAUCAUUCUUCUGUGGUAAGGACAGUGAACCAUCUCAGUGAUUAUCUAAAUUGGAACCAAUAAUAGCAAUUCACUUUAAUCAUACAGUUUCCUUUUGCUGAACAUUAAAUUUUCCUUUUGUGAAUUUUCCGGCGAAAAUCAUUGUAUAAAUGUUGUUUGAGAAAAGUAAUAUAUUUCUUAUUGGCUCUUUGACUGCUCUCUCUUUUCCCAGCUGCCAAGGAAUUGUUGCAGCUAGUAGGUUUCAGCGAAGAAACAGUUGUUGACGAAACAGGAAAGGCAGAAGCUUAUUUGGUUUUAAAGCGGGACGAUCCUGGUUUGCUAUGGUUGGUAAAAUCCUCCCUUGAGAGUUAAAAUGCUUAACAGAGCCACAUUGCCCUGUUCUGAAUGCCAGUGAUGCCUGCUAGGACACAAUUCUUCGAGCUGAUUUCACGCAGUAUUUUUGUUGUGAUUGUUAUUUUUCUGUGAAGAAUCUGAAGGUCAGUAUAAAAUCGAGGAAAUGUUGGUGGCAAAUCAAGGACAUGUCGUACUGUGGUGUUGUAGAAUUGUAUAAAAUCCUUUGUAUAUGUUGUGACAGUUUGGUUGCUUCUCUAAUUAAGGAACCAUAGGGUAUGUACAAGCAAUGAGCUUAAAUAAGAAUUUUUGUUGUAUUUUUCUUUGAUGGCUCAGUAUUAGUUUGAUUUUCGAGAUUAUUUUGAUAUUUAACUCUAGGAAAAAUAUGUAUUUUCAUUAAUCUUGUGGAAAAAGAUUCACCAAAGAAGCCUAGCGAGAAGAGAAAAGUAUACAUACAUUUCUUCUAUCUUCAAAUUCUUUCCGUAGUUUCUCCGUACAACAUUUAGUAUAGUAUUUGUGGUUCAUUUAAAGACGUAACUUGUAAAUUUGUAUAGUUGAUUUAUUAUUUAUAGCUAGGGUUUUUUGUUUACGAAGUCAUUCAUAUUGUAUAAAUACUACAUGAUUGUAUUAAUAAAAUCAUCAGUUGAUUAUUGUCUUUAUUA
Molecule: messenger RNA, 4493 nt
Organism: Oldenlandia corymbosa var. corymbosa
Lineage: Eukaryota; Viridiplantae; Streptophyta; Magnoliopsida; Gentianales; Rubiaceae
Source: the annotation of a GenBank genome assembly